Molecule: messenger RNA, 1415 nt
Organism: Haemorhous mexicanus (house finch)
Lineage: Eukaryota; Metazoa; Chordata; Aves; Passeriformes; Fringillidae
Product: CD48 antigen-like
Exons: 3
Coding region: 270-1037 (255 amino acids)
Biological process (GO): T cell activation
Cellular component (GO): external side of plasma membrane
Source: RefSeq, a predicted model, not a curated record
GGCUGGGGUGGGGACGUGGCUUUGGGGACAGCUGGGGACCUUGGGGUGACCCCACCCUGUCUCCACAAGGUGCCACCACCAGGUCCCUCCCCAUGAGAGCCACCAUGCCCUGAGGGGACGGACCGUCCCCACACGGAGUCCCAAAAAAUGGAAGUGAGGGAAAAAUUCAUCCCUGAGGAAUUUGGGGUGGGAAAAUCCGAAACGCUGCUCCUGCCCCUCUUCGUGCAAAGGGCUCCAGACGGGGCCGAGCUGUUUCAAUUUUAUUUUUAAUGUUCAUUUCCAUUUUGAACCUGUCUGGAAUUCCAAGUGGGAUGAGACCCAGGGAAGGACGAACCCAACUCCACCAUCCCCAAUUUUUUUUGGCAGCCUGGACAGAAGAACCCCCACCCUUGAAGGUGACCGGAGCUGUUGGCGGGGUGGUCUUCCUGAACCCCCAAAACCCCCAAAACCCCUCGAAAUACUCCCAAAUCCACUGGCGCUGGGAAAACCAGCUGAGGAUCGCCAGCCGGGAGCGGGGGGAGCAGCCCAGGUACCCCCAGAGCCGCUUUGGGGGGCGCCUGGAGCUGCUGGCCAACGGAACCCUCCGAAUGAGCCGCCUGAGCCUCGGGGACAGCGGCGAGUACCGCCUCCACCUGGAGGAUGACACGGGCAGGGAAAGCGUCCAGAGGGUCCUGCUGAGGGUCUACGACCUGGUCCCGAAGCCCCGCGUGACGGCCACCACCAGCGGUGACUCUGAGGUGUGCAACACCACCCUGAACUGCUCCGUGGCCCUCGAAGGGGUCACCUACGAGUGGAUCCCUCCCCAGAAGCUCGUGAUGAAGGAGGGCCCCAUCCUGGAGGUCUCCAUCAACCCCACGGUGGAAACCUACGUGUGCAAGGUCAGCAACCCCGUGUCCUCCAGCAACGCCUCGCUGACCUUCCGGCCCCCCUGCAGCUGGACAGACGAAUCCUCCUCGUCCGCCACCUGCGCCGCGCCCCGCGCCCUGGUGGCCCUGGGACACCUCGUCCUCCUCUUCCUCCUGCUCACCGUGGCUUGAGGACCCCGCGGGUGGCACCUCCGGUCACCUCCUCACCUGCCAGCACCACAGGACCAACACCUGGAUGAAGAUCCCGAAAUCCUCCGGGCGCGGAAAAACCGCGGGCGCGCGAGGGAGCGGCGUCACCGGGCCCGUUCAGCUCGGGGUUAAUCCGGAAAUCCUUCUCUCCCCAAAACCAUCCCAAAAUCUGCGGGGAGACCCCAUCUGAGCCCUUCCCGGGGUUCCCUGGAAUUCUGGGGGAUCCUCCAAUUUUUGGGAUGGCCUCGAAGGGCGGGGCCAAGGCGGCGCCUUUGGUGCUCCCUGCGAGGGAGGGCUUGGGGUCGGGUUUGGAUUUCCCAGAUGUUUCUUUGCACAUUAAAUUCCAUCCUGGACACCCCA